Chelonus insularis is the source of this 1409-nucleotide messenger RNA. RefSeq lists its product as uncharacterized. The transcript is spliced from 4 exons. The record is from RefSeq and is a predicted model, not a curated record. Bases 561 to 1280 code for a protein of 239 amino acids. Lineage: Eukaryota; Metazoa; Arthropoda; Insecta; Hymenoptera; Braconidae.
UUGUAAUUCAUCCAGCGAAUUCGCUGUGUGCACGACCUUGAACGACGGUGGGCAAGAUCAGGCAGCACCCAUGGUGACGAACGAAGGCAAUACUGUUAGCAUAAAUAUAUAAUAAUGUGAGGUUAUGCAUAGUGCAAGAAUGGAGAAAACACGCAGUGGAAAUCGCGGAUGCUGUAUUAAAAGUUGUAAAAAUACUUAUAAUAAUACUUCUUCUGAAAUUACUUUUUAUGGUCUACUAAAGGCUAAAUACAAAUACCCUCAACGUGAGAAAUGGAUCCAAUGGAUUCAAAAAGUGAAGAAAGUUGAUGAUGAUUGCUCUUCACAUCCCUCUGGUUGGAAAUUGACCGAAUACUUAAAAAUUUGUAGUUCACAUUUUAUUGAAAAUAAAUCUUCAUCAAAUUGGUUUAGUCCAAGUUAUGAACCAACAAUACUGCAUCGUAAAAAUAAUAAAAUACUAGCUAGCGAGAAAAUGAAAGUUCAAAGGUAAAUAUAAAAAAAUUAGAAUUAAUAAAAUUGAUUUUUUUGCAAUAAAUAACGUAACUUUUGAAUCUUGUUCGUUCAUGAUUACUUCCAAAACGUUAUCUGAAAUGAUGGCAUCACCGAACAAGACCAAGAUAAAACAAUUAACUCUUAUUAAUGACCCGGAGAAUUCUUCUUGCUAUGCUUUAAUUGGAAAUCCGAAUAGUAUUCUAAUAAAUGAUAAAUUAACUGAAUUUGUAAUAAGUGGAGGGGACAGUAAUGACACAUAUACCAUAAACAAUGUAGUAGAGUAUGCACCAAAUUUAAAGAAGUUGGACAUCAUUGGUAAGCGUAUGAUAACAGAUUUUAAUUUCAACAAUACCACACUGGAAAUUUUUUUGGCUGAGAAAUUAGAGUAUUUAACAUUAAAAAAUGUGACUGGACUUAAUUCUUCAUUUUGGAUAAGUCACAUUCCAAGGAUAAAUUCAUUAUUUUUAAAAUUAAAAUAUCUAUCAUGCAAGGACUUACAAUCAUUUAUAAAUAUGAAUAGGAAUACAUUGGAAAAGAUUGAAUUAAUAGGAGUUUAUCUAUACGGAUUGAAUAUUUUAAUUGAGAUGAUACAGCAAGAACCAACAGAUGAGAAUGUACAAAAAGAACUUCGUUUGUAUAUGAAUGAAAAGCUAAGAACGAAAAUAUUGUACAUAAUGCCAAACAAAAAAAUUCCGGAACGACAAAUUAAAUCAAUAGUAGGAGAAUCAACACAUAAGGAUUUAAUAAGAUCACCAUUAUCAUUGAAGCAAACGAAUUAUUACGAAUUUUAGAAUUCAAAAGACAAAAGCAUCGCCUUUCCAUUGUUCUGUUGGAGUUCUACAUUCGUAAUAAAAUGUGUUCUUAUCAAUGAUAGAUAUAUGUAUAGACGACCAUUCUCGUUUGAGGUGCUCCAAAGUUAA